Molecule: messenger RNA, 1047 nt
Organism: Arabidopsis thaliana (thale cress)
Lineage: Eukaryota; Viridiplantae; Streptophyta; Magnoliopsida; Brassicales; Brassicaceae
Product: peroxidase superfamily protein
Exons: 4
Coding region: 1-1047 (348 amino acids)
Biological process (GO): cellular oxidant detoxification; response to oxidative stress; hydrogen peroxide catabolic process
Cellular component (GO): extracellular region
Molecular function (GO): heme binding; lactoperoxidase activity; peroxidase activity
Source: RefSeq, marked reviewed
AUGAAGAAUCUCUUUAACUUGUUCCUUAUGUUUUUCUUUGCAAUGCCAAUUCUUUCACUCUCCGAGAAUCCAACCAAUUUCAGCGAGAGUUGCGAAGACGGGAGUGGAGAAACCGGUUCAAGCUUUGGCAUAGGGUUCGAUUUGGUUCUUGAUUUUGGUUUAUACCGGAAUAGCUGCCCCGAAGCAGAGUCUAUCGUCUACUCGUGGGUGGAAACCACGGUGUUAGAGGAUCCAAGAAUGGCUGCUUCUCUUCUCCGUCUUCAUUUCCACGACUGUUUUGUCAAUGGAUGUGAUGCUUCGGUGUUGUUAGAUGACACAGAAGGACUGGUUGGUGAAAAAACGGCGCCUCCUAAUCUAAAUUCUCUACGAGGGUUCGAAGUGAUUGAUUCGAUAAAGUCUGAUAUUGAAUCUGUAUGUCCAGAGACCGUCUCAUGCGCAGACAUUCUUGCCAUGGCUGCUAGAGAUUCAGUCGUUGUGUCGGGUGGACCAAGGUGGGAGGUGGAAGUAGGAAGAAAAGACAGUAGAACAGCAAGCAAACAGGCAGCAACAAAUGGCUUACCCUCACCAAACUCAACCGUAUCAACUCUCAUCUCUACUUUCCAGAAUCUUGGCCUUUCACAAACCGACAUGGUCGCUCUUUCCGGUGGACAUACAUUGGGAAAGGCACGGUGCACUUCGUUUACAGCUCGGUUGCAGCCACUGCAAACUGGACAACCAGCUAACCACGGAGACAACCUUGAGUUCCUCGAGUCACUGCAACAGUUAUGCUCGACUGUUGGGCCCAGUGUAGGUAUCACUCAGCUUGACUUGGUGACUCCAUCAACAUUUGACAACCAGUACUAUGUAAACCUCCUCUCGGGUGAGGGAUUGCUUCCAUCAGACCAGGCUUUAGCGGUUCAAGACCCAGGGACAAGGGCGAUUGUUGAGACCUACGCAACAGAUCAGUCGGUUUUCUUUGAGGAUUUUAAGAACGCUAUGGUUAAAAUGGGAGGGAUACCCGGUGGUAGUAAUAGCGAGAUUAGGAAGAAUUGUAGAAUGAUUAACUAA